AUUUACAAAAAUUUAUCAAUUCGAUAAGCCAAAACAGCAACAGUACUUCUAAAUCCAAAUCGGCCUCUCCCGAUCCAAUCUUCCCCGAUUUCUUCGCAUCGCAUCGCAGCUAGAUUUAUCCAGCAUUCUUCACUCUGAAUUCGAGAACUGGCAUAUACACAAAAACGACCAGCACAGUUUUAACUACUUCUUCUCUCAAAUAAAAACAAGCAAGAGAAAAUAUCCUCCCCCGCGGAGUCCAGAUCGACCGCCACCGCGAUCUCGCAGCUGUUACUUUAGGUACCUACGCAAGCUUCAACCCGAACAAGACCUCCAUCGCAACAAACGAAGAAGCAGCACAAGCCUCAAGAACAACCUAAUCACUCUAUCCACGAAUACUUCCAAGAGAGUCGCGCUCCUACGCGAUCAUCGCUGGCCACAAUGACCUCGACAGAACCCGAACGCACAGAGUCUACAACAACCACGACAACAAAUACCAUCACACAAGAUUCGACAGAAAGAACCCUCUCCCCCUCUCAAUCUCAAUCUCAAUCUCCAUCCCACGAACCAAAACCCUCAGACUCAGACCAAAACCAACCCGACACCACCCCCUCUCGUCCCCACCGUCCUCGAAAACAAAUUCACACCCACCACUGCCGCUUCUGCAGUCACCUCCUCCUCGCCACAACGCGAGACAUAUCCCUCCUUCAUCGACGGCGCGAACCCGCUCAAGACGCGGCAUUCAUCCUACCAAUCUCGUCUCCAUCGGGAGAUGGUGAAGGAUCGGAUUCUGAGUCCGAAGCGAACGGGGGCGGGAAAGAGACAAAUUACACGAUCCUUCUCUCAACUCUCCUUCCGGAUCGGAAACAUACUAUUAUCCGUCGUGCGGAUGGGUUCGAGAAACGGCUUUUACUACGUUGUGGUCGGUGUCGGGUCGUGAUUGGGUAUUUUUUGGAUAAUGUGCAUUUUAGACAGCGGAAAGGUCAAGGGGGUGCUGCAGAUGCAAAGAGUGAUGGAGGGAGGGAAGAGGGUGAGAAGAAGGGGGACGAUGACGAGGCGAAGGUGGUGUAUCUCCUGCCUGGGAGCCUGGUGCGGACGGAGCAGUUGGAUGUCAAUGCGGAGGAUGUGGAGUUGAAGUUGGAGAGCGAUCGGGAGUGGAGGGCUUGGUUGAAGGGGGAGCGAUGAGAUCCUGCCGAUUUGGGCGGACGUUAGAUGAUAUUAUCAUUAUGAACUACUUGUCGCAUUGGGCGACAGAACAGGAGAAAGGAUAUUACUCCUUCCAUCGGUGGCAUUGAUGUGUAUAGAUAGUUAGGUAUUUAUUGAACGCGGAUUAGGCCGAUGUUAGCCCGGCCACCAGUAAUGUAC
Messenger RNA from Paecilomyces variotii, 1344 nucleotides. RefSeq lists its product as hypothetical. Lineage: Eukaryota; Fungi; Ascomycota; Eurotiomycetes; Eurotiales; Thermoascaceae. The transcript has 2 exons. The coding region runs from base 421 to 1164 and encodes 247 amino acids. The record is from RefSeq and is a predicted model, not a curated record.